Messenger RNA from Daphnia pulicaria, 1068 nucleotides. RefSeq lists its product as uncharacterized. NCBI's taxonomy places the organism in Eukaryota, Metazoa, Arthropoda, Branchiopoda, Diplostraca, Daphniidae. The record is from RefSeq and is a predicted model, not a curated record. The coding region runs from base 103 to 1056 and encodes 317 amino acids. The transcript has 3 exons.
GAGUUGGUUACUUGUCUCAGUCUGCAUCUACCUGUCCAUACCACCACAUCAGCACCCAACGGCAUUUGGAUUAUCCCUAUCUUUUAAAAACAAACACGCAACAUGUUUUCCGUGAAGCUUCUAAGCGCCUUACUGCUGAUCACAGCUGGCUCGUGUUCAGCCCAGUUUGACGACGGAGGAUUUCCGGAUGUCCUCAAGCAAUCGGCUUUUGAGGAAAUCAUCGGCAACUAUUACGCCUUCGAUCCUUUCCUGCAGACUGGCCGCAAAGGUCGCGAAUUGAACGGCGCCAGAGACGAAUUGCAGUUUUCGGCCAUUGAUCCGAUCUUCGAGUCCUCACCGCAGACCAACACCAACGACGAUUCGACUUACUAUUCCAUCCCGCCAGCUUUUACCCCAUCCGAAUCUAAAGACCGGGACGAAUUCCAAGACUCGGUCAUCUCACCAGCACUCGUCACCAGAACCGCACCGGUCCAACACGACAUACGACAACUCAACGACCUACAAAACAACAGUCCGUUCAAAUUCGAAACGGAAUUCAAUAGCUUUGACAGCGACGACUACCCACAGUAUCCCCCCUUCUUGACUGAGCAAUCAGCUCGACAGCAGCAGCAGGCGCAGCAGCUGUCGCCGGACGCCACCCCGGAGAGAAGUCUCCCCAAAUAUGUUAUCGGAGUCGCUAGCCAAGAUGGAACGGAGGACAACUUUUUUGACACCAAGCCAGCACAUCACGCGCCAACUGUUAGACGUCAUUCACUUUACAGGGACCAAUUCGUCAGACGCCCCAGCGCCCAGCCCCAGCAACUGCUGCUUGACGAGUCGCCCUUCGCCCGCCGGUCGCUACGCUACGCCAAUGCUAAUGAAGAGCCGCGUUACAAUCGCCCCAGAUCUAAUCGUCGAUCGACGGCCGAAGAAAUCCGAAGAUACAGCAGGAAUAUCCGCAACGGACAUUACAUCGCUUCCAAGGUUUUGUGGAGGGACCCUCAUUCUCUGGCUGACGGGCAGCUGCGCAACCGACGAUUCCUCGGUGUCAUCCGACCUUCCGUUUACGCUGAUUAACUCUUAAUAUUU